Oncorhynchus mykiss (rainbow trout) is the source of this 1146-nucleotide messenger RNA. Lineage: Eukaryota; Metazoa; Chordata; Actinopteri; Salmoniformes; Salmonidae. The record is from RefSeq and is a predicted model, not a curated record.
AUGUCUCUGAAGGUUCACACCAGCAAUGACACCAACAAGAAUGACCCCAAGUCCAUCAACUCACACGUGUUCAUCGGUAACCUCAACACAGCCGUGGUGAAGAAGUCGGAUGUGGAGAGUAUUUUCUUGAAAUAUGGCCGCGUGCUGGGCUGCUCUGUGCACAAGGGCUACGCCUUUGUCCAGUAUGCCAGCGAGAGGCAUGCCCGUGGGUCUGUUAUAGGGGAGAAUGGACGAGUGAUGGCGGGACAGACUCUGGACAUCAACAUGGCGGAGGAGCCCAAGCCCAACAGACCCAGAGGACGGAAGAGGUUUGCCGCUGGUCUCUACAGUGGCUAUGACUUUGAUAAUGACUACUACAGAGAUGAAUUCUAUGACAGGCUGUUUGAAUAUUGGGGCAGAGUGUCGCCAGUGCCUCGCAUAGUGCCAGUUAAGUGGCCUCACAUGGCCAUGCCCCUGGUGCGUCAGGUCAACUAUUUGCCCGCCAAGCUGUUGGCACGCACAUCACUCCUCCCUAGCAGCAUCAAGCAGAAGUGUAAGUUCCUGCAGCUACAGGCAAUCCAAUCAGAGCUGACUCAGUUCAAGUUCAACAUUGAUGCGCUGCUCGGCCGAGUGGAACAGAUCACAGAAGACAAACACUUUACUACAACUUUACAAAGAGCACUCUUUAUCAGGGUGGAGUCAACAAAAGACCCAGGCCCUGUAAAGGGUAGCCCGUUGGUUUCUGCAGAUAAUCAUUCCAGCUUCACAGUGGUGAGGGGGCAACAUGCUGGCUUUAGGGGACCUAAACCCCAGACAACGCAGCAAACUGCCGAUACCCAGCAACUAACAAGCUUAUCCCUCAUCUUCGAGCCCCUGGCUGACCAGGGAGGCUGGUUGGCAGAGAUCACUUCCCUGCUUUCCUACCAGUUCCUGGCAGCUACCCUUACGCAGGGAUCUUCUGACACAAGUGUACCUGGUGAUUUGCCACCCUCUCCCAGUAGCCAUGGCCAUCUGGGCAUGGCCUGUGAGAGGAGGAAUGUGACAGACCUGACACUCAAGAUCAUUGACAUGGACCCCUUUACAUGCUCACUUUAUGGAAACAAGUGGAUCUACCUGAACGAGUGUGAGCUGGAGGGGCAGCUAGCUGUCACCUCAACAAGCGUUUAA